This is a messenger RNA of Acanthopagrus latus (yellowfin seabream), 5576 nucleotides long. RefSeq names its product activating transcription factor 6 beta (gene atf6b). NCBI's taxonomy places the organism in Eukaryota, Metazoa, Chordata, Actinopteri, Spariformes, Sparidae. Gene Ontology annotation, cellular component: nucleus. The coding region runs from base 260 to 2401 and encodes 713 amino acids. The transcript has 17 exons. The record is from RefSeq and is a predicted model, not a curated record. Gene Ontology annotation, molecular function: DNA-binding transcription factor activity, RNA polymerase II-specific; RNA polymerase II cis-regulatory region sequence-specific DNA binding. Gene Ontology annotation, biological process: regulation of transcription by RNA polymerase II; endoplasmic reticulum unfolded protein response.
UCGUCUGUCAUAUGCGAAGCAACGGGAGGAAUCGAUAGCUCGUCCGGAGGAGACACAAACUGAAUACAGAUAUCACUUUUCCGACGGAGGAAAUAGCGCAUUACUUUUAAUUAUACAUGGUACCGAAGUCCAGUAUGACCCAGGUACCUUAAUGCUAAAGCUAGCCGCCGUGUUCCGCCUCUGUUUGUUUAGCUAGCCGUUAUCACGUCGCUCUCUGACUGCAGCCCCCCUGGUCUCCAAACGCACCGCCUUUGUGGCUAUGAGUACGGAUUUACUCUCUGAUUUGGACACUCGUUUCUUCGCUGAUAACCUCCUGACGAGCGAAGACUGGGAUGCCUGCCUGUACCAGUGUGAGAGCAUGGAGGAGGGAGAGGACGGAGACUUCAGCCGGGGGCUGAAAUACGAACCACCGUUUGACAACGACCUCGUCCUCACCCUCGAUCCUGACAACCCCACGUCGCCAUGGAGACACCUCGACGACAACCUCCUCACAGGUGAAGCUCCUGUGAUAAAGAAUGAAAUGACCAUCGCUCAGCCGUUACCAGUCGAGAUGUUGUUCCAGGUGAAAGCAGAACCUCCCUCACCUGCGUCGUCACUCGGGUCCGACUGCUCUGCAGCAUCACCGGACCCUCAGAUCACAGUGAAAGGUGAAAAUCCUCCGACUCCUCCCUACAUGUACGGAGACGUGCUGUCUCCUCCGCUGGGCGCCAUGGAGGUCACCGUGGCAACGACAGCCGUCCCCCCAGCUCAGACGCAGCUACAGACGCCGUUGACGACACAGAUCCCAGCAGUGAUCGGUGGACUACAGACGCAGGCUGCAGUUCUGCCGAGUUCAGCCACAUUAAAGGCCACUUCCAUCCUGAGCACCAAGCCCCCCAUCCAGCCCCGACCGGUGUGUGUCACCACCCUCCCCGUCCCACAGACCCCCACACCUGCCAAGACCCUCAUCCUGCAGGGCCUCCCCUCCAUGGACCAGAGCAGACCUGUCGUCUUGUCUCAGUCCGUCUGCCUCGGUUCUGCUCCGGCCAUCGUCAAAAUGGAGCCCGUCUCUCCCGGCAUCCCUCAGCACUGCUCCGGCCCCACAGCGCCGCCCGCCAGCAAACCCAUCGUCCCGGCGACGCCAGCGCUACCCGGCAACAGCUCCAACGACAUCGAUAUGAAGGUGCUGAAGCGGCAGCAGAGGAUGAUAAAGAACCGAGAGUCGGCCUGCCAGUCGAGGAAGAAGAAGAAGGAGUACCUGCAGAACCUGGAGGCCCAGCUCAGGGAGGCCCAGCAGGAGAACGAGCGUCUCAGGAGGGAGAACCAGGCACUGAGGGAGAGACUGGCUGGGAAAGAGGGCAGCGACUCGGCGAGCAACAAGAGAGCUGUGUGUGUCAUGGCCGUCCUGCUGUUCAUGACCUUCAGCUUCGGACCCGUCAGCAUCACAGACAGGAAGCUGUCGGGCCUGCAGGACGGCGUGGUGUCGUAUACGGGCCGGCGUCUGCUGGAGAUCGAACAGCAACAACAACAACAUCAGCAGCGGGAGGCGGAGGCUGCUCCACCUGCCAGCAGAGUGGAGGACAGGACGGAGACGGAGGAGGAGGGAGGAGACGACGCUCCUGAGUCCUUUCACUUCAGGAACCUGAGCGACGUGUUCAGUGACAUGAAGGACUUGGUGCUGCAGGACAUCGAUCGGUACUUCACCUCCUCAGACUGCAGACAGUUCAACCGCUCCGAGUCUCUCAGGCUGGCUGACGAGCUCAGAGGUUGGGUCCGCCGACAUCAGAUCGACAGGAAGAAGUCUGGAGGAAAACCGAAGAUCGCCAAAAAGGCCAAAAUCGCUCAGAAAGCUCAGCUGAGGAAGACAAACUUCUCCAGAUAUCUUCCGAUCCAGACUCACCGCUCCUUAGAAAGUCAGCUGCAGGUGCUUCCUGGUCCUGAGGUCACCUACAGCGACUUCCUGGACGCCAUCGACCGUCGAGAGGACACGUUCUACGUGGUCUCCUUCAGACGGGAUCACCUGCUGUUACCGGCCAUCAGCCACAAUAAAACCAGCAGACCCAAAAUGUCUCUGGUGAUGCCGGCCAUGUCUGUGAACGAGAGCCUCUAUAACUCCUCUCAGGGUUACGAGAUGAUGAUGCAGGUUGACUGUGAGGUCAUGGACACGCGCAUCGUCCCCAUCAAGUCCUCGGCCGUCCCGCCGUCUCUCCGCGACCCCCCUCCGCCUCCCCCCUCCUCGCACCACAACCCCCACCAUCACCACGGCAACCACACCUCGCUACGAGGGCGCCACCACCACCACCCCUCCUCCGCCUCUUCCUCGUCCUCUCCGUCGUCUUCCUCACCAUCGUCUCCCAGGCAACCUUUACCCGCCCGCCGACGGACAGCAGAAUAUUUCAUCAGCCAGUCAGAAGGAGUCUAAAGACAAAACUCUUGACGACAGGUAACAAAAACACGUCUCCUCUUCCUGGAAAACCUCCAUGAACCGUCAGAUCUGAUCCGACGAGCUCUUCCUGUUACUGUCACCAGGCUCGACCUCCCUCUGUAGAAGAUCAUGUCCUAAUUUAUACCAAUAUAUUUCUAAUCUGAAGUCGGAUGCAGACGCAGCAGCACACUGCACUUAGAAACAGUGCUGCCUUUUAAUAUUUAAUUGUGAAAAUGUACAGUUUGAAUAAAGCGUCGAGGCGGGAAGAACCCGAGCUGGAUUGUUUGUUCCAGCGUGUUGGAACCGGUCUGGCCCACGGGUGGCGCUGCCGGGCUGCACAAUUAAAGUUCAGAGGGAAACAUUUCAGGGUAUCAGGAUCAAUAUAUUUCUGCACUUUCUGCAUUUCAGAGUGAAAUCUUUCCUCAAGAACAAGUUUCAUUAAAGGGACAUUCUUUAUUUUUUAACCUGGGCUCUACGUUUUGGUGUCUCAAUGUGAAAAUGAUUGAUGCUUCAUCCACGCACUCCUCUGAUCGUCCUCAUUCCUGAGUCGGGAAGUCGUUCUUCCGACUUUACUGUGUUAAUGUGCGUAGUGUCAGAAUGUGGAAGCAACAUGGACACUGAAAAUAAGUUGUUUCAGUGACAAAACAGAGCAAAGGAAACGUGACAAUGACUUCUUCCAAGUAUGAAUUAUUUUCACUGUAAAACAUGUAAAUAUGGAGUCCAGGGUUAAAAAUACUAGAAUUCCCCUUUAAUUACUGAAGCUGCGUUUAUGAGUGUGCAGCUCCAGCUGGUCGUCGUCUCUCCUCGUCAUGGUUUCUGUGGAGUAUGUGUUUGUAUAUUUGUGUUUGUGGUCAAUAGACGACGUGUAGAGAGAGAAAAUAUCAUGUCGAUAUCAGAACUGAAGGCCGCUGCAGGAAGUCAGAUCCACUGUUUAUAUCUGAGAAACAUCUGUGAAUCUGCCUCGUGUGCAGAACUUGCCUGCGAAUCUUCACUUUUGAACUUGUCCUCAGUCUCAGAGUGAUCCAGCCGUCUGCACAUUAACGUGUGAUACAAACUGGAAGCGCUAAUAACUGAUUCUGCAAACGUUUAAUGUCAAAAUAAAAACUUCCUCCUUCUGUUACCGGCACAUGAAACCACUUCAGACCAUCUGAGAUCUGACUUCCUGUCGCAUCCGUCAGAUUUAUUCCUGUGUUUGUUUGCUUUUUAAUAAAUUCAUGUUCUUGUUUUGAACGGAGCAUUAUUUAAUAGUUGUAAAUAUCAAUGUUGACUGUAGAUAUUUGUGUUUGUUUUUGUCACUUUUUAUAAUUUUUUAUUUCUUUCCUUUUGACAACAAAAUGUAAAAGAAUUUAAAAAAAAAAAGAAAUCAGUUUGGAAUAAUGAGGCUUCACAGUGAGAACAAAUCAGACUGAUCGAGUUUUUAAAUGUUUUUUAUUCUUGUUUCUUGUCGUGUUCAGUUCAGUGGACCAACUGGCUUCAGCUUCUCAUGAACUUGUGAUGUUCAGUAUAUUUAUCUGCAGAUUUCUUUUAUUGUACAGAAAAUACUCAGGAGGAAGUUUCAGUUCCUCGUGUAUCUGAACUGUGCUGACAGACGACUCUGAACGCUUCCUGUUUCUUCUUUUGACCAAAACAUGCUUCAGAUUUUUCUUCUUGUCUUUGUGUUUCUGCCGCUCAUGUUUCGGAUCUCCUUCAGUGACGUCAUCAUGGUUAUUCUGCAGGAGUUGUUUAUCAGACAGGGUUUAACGAAAGACGCUGUUCAGUUGCAUCAUGGGAAAUGUAGGAUCCAAGGGUUCGAUGCUGAGUAGCUGGAAAGCCUAAUAAGGAGUUCACUAGAUUAUUCCUGCAAAGUGUGAAACUAUAAACGGUAAAGAGACAAUCAGAGAAGGAAAACUUGAGUUUGAACAUUCACAGAUUUGUCAGUUUAAAGGAAUAUUUUGUAUUUGCUGAAAAGAAGUUUGAUGAAAUGAGAGAUUUAAUGAGAGUAAUCAUCUCAAAUGUGUCAGCAACACAUCGCUGAGCUGUUCUUGUAAAAGAAGAGUUUACCGUCACUGUCACUGUCUAACAGGCAGAUCCAAAACUGAGCCGCCGGAUCAGACCCAGAUUAGACCCGGUGUCACAGAACAGAACAAAGUCCUGAAGAUGAACGUCUGCUCACGUCCUCGCUCUGAAUUUUCUUUCUUUGCUCGUUUCUCAGUCUUCAUCCUGCUGCCGCUCCUCCUCCUCCUCCGAGUCUGAUGAAAGAAAGAAAUAUUAACAGUUUUUGUUGUUUUUUUUAUACUGAAUUGAUUUGUUACUUUUGUUUAAAGAAAUGCAAAGAGGAAAAAAAGUUUGGAUAUGAAGGUAAAUGUUCGGGCUCUGUUUGAAACUCCACAGUUUGUUCUGAAGUUCAAAAAAACUAAAUAGGAUUGUGCACAAAAUGUUUUGGCAAGAAUGACAAAUACUUCUAAUAACUCUGGUCUGGUUGGUGAUUCUUCACUGAGCGGGAAAAAAAUUUAAUUCCUGCCUGAAACAAAGGAGGAAAUGUUGGUCACGUAAAGUUGUUUUCAUGUUAAUUUUGUCCGUUCAGCUCCUAAAAUGAGAGAAAUCUACACAAAAGUUCCAAUCGUAAGUUGUAAUUUCUUACAUUUCAGCAGAAACAUUUGUUUUUUCAGAGUUAAUAUCAAAUCACAGGAUUAUAUUUCUUUUUAGUCACUUAAUCGACUGACUAUAGCCGCGCUAAAGUCGAGUUUCUAACAUCUUGCACAGAAAAAAACAAUAAUAUAAAGAAGUAGUCCAAGUUUUCAUCUUGUUUUUUGAUUUUAAGACAGAAAAAAAAUUAAAACUUUAAACCAUAAAUCAAUAAAAUCAAACUGUGACUGACAGAAUCUGAGUUUCAGAACCAGUUGAGAACCAGCGACCGGACCAGGAGCAGAUAUCAGAUAUUGAGCUCAGCUCGUAUUUUGCUGUCACGUGUGGAAACUGUGUGAAGACGCGCAGAUCUGUGCUGACUGAAGGUAACGAUGUAAAUACGAUGUGAGACAAUUUGCCUUUGGUCCGUUUUGCUUUUUUUAAUUUAAAGUCUGUAAAUAAAUCUUUGUACGUCUGACGAGACGACGCAUCCGAACUGCUGCCUUCUGUUUGUAGGAAGUGAAGCUUUGAAUUUGAUAAAGAGAAAAUAAAGUGACGCUGGAGCUCC